Lagopus muta (rock ptarmigan) is the source of this 7883-nucleotide messenger RNA. RefSeq names its product gap junction protein alpha 3 (gene GJA3). The coding region runs from base 345 to 1877 and encodes 510 amino acids. The record is from RefSeq and is a predicted model, not a curated record. Gene Ontology annotation, biological process: cell communication. Gene Ontology annotation, cellular component: connexin complex. The transcript is spliced from 2 exons. Lineage: Eukaryota; Metazoa; Chordata; Aves; Galliformes; Phasianidae.
CCGCGCUCACCGGCGGGACGGAGCCGGGCGCGGCGAGAAGCGCCCGAACCUCCCGCAGCUCCUCGGGAAUGCAGCGGAGGGAGGCGCCGGGUGCUCCGAGAUGGUCACGGCUCCUGCCCGCCCCACUGUGCGUGUGUAGGGGAUGGCAUUCCUUCCCCAAGGAAUUCACAUUUGAGCACUGAUGCGCAUUUCGAGCUAGUUUCAGGCUAGGAGUCGAAUGAACUCCCAAUACAAAGCAGAGACGGAUUUGCUUCCAGCCUUAUAAGAGGCGCCUCGCGGGAGGACAGCGCGGACCGAGUGACUCAAGGCGCCUCUGACUUUCUCAGGGUUAGAAAUCUGAAACAAUGGGUGACUGGAGUUUUCUGGGGAGGCUGCUAGAGAACGCGCAGGAGCACUCCACGGUGAUUGGCAAGGUUUGGCUGACAGUACUGUUCAUCUUCAGGAUACUGGUGCUGGGGGCUGCCGCUGAGGAAGUCUGGGGAGACGAGCAGUCAGACUUUACGUGCAACACUCAGCAACCUGGUUGCGAAAAUGUUUGCUAUGACAAAGCCUUCCCCAUUUCUCAUAUCCGCUUCUGGGUGCUGCAGAUCAUUUUUGUCUCCACUCCAACCCUCAUCUACCUGGGCCACGUGCUGCACAUUGUACGCAUGGAGGAGAAGAGAAAAGAAAAAGAAGAGCUGAAAAAGAGGGGAAGUGUCAAAGAGAACAACUAUCCAGGAGCAGCAACAUCUGGUGGUGGUAGUAGAGGAGGCAAUAAUUUCAAGGAUCCUCCUAUGAAAAUGGGAAAGGAGAAGCUUCCGAUCCGUGAUGAGCGUGGUAGAAUCCGUAUGGGAGGUGCUCUGCUCCGUACCUACAUCUUCAACAUCAUUUUCAAGACGCUGUUUGAGGUAGGCUUCAUUGUGGGCCAGUACUUCCUUUAUGGCUUUGAACUAAAGCCAGUCUACCAAUGCAGCCGUCCGCCUUGCCCACACACUGUGGACUGCUUCAUCUCACGGCCCACUGAGAAGACAAUCUUCAUCAUCUUCAUGUUGGUGGUGGCCUCUGUCUCCCUGCUGCUGAACAUGCUUGAGAUAUAUCACUUGGGGUGGAAGAAGCUGAAGCAGGGCAUGACAAGCCAGUACAGCCUUGAGAUGCCUGUUACAACGCUGACACCAGUCAUGGUAACAGGAGAACCCAAACCAGUUUCCCUGCCACCACCAGCACCGCCAGUGGUGGUAACGACCACUGCACCUGCUCCUGUUCUGCCUGACACGCGUGCUGUCACACCGCUGCUGGCUCCGGUGACCAUGGCACCCUACUAUGCUGCAGCUGCUCCUAGGGCACGGCCCCCCUCCAACACUGCCUCCAUGGCAAGCUACCCUGUAGCUCCACCAGUUCCAGAGAACAGGCACCGUGCUGUCACCCCUACGCCCGUCUCCACUCCUGUCACCAUCCCAACUCCCAUCCCCACACCCACACCAGCUGUCAUCAACUACUUCAACAGCAAAAGCAAUGCCCUGGCAGCCGAGCAGAACUGGGUCAAUAUGGCAGCUGAGCAGCAAGGCAAGGCACCCUCCAGCUCAGCAGGUUCCUCCACCCCUAGCAGCGUCCGGCAUCCUCUUCCAGAGCAGGAAGAGCCCCUGGAGCAGCUUCUCCCACCCCCAGCUGGGCCACCCAUCUCCACAGCCAACAGUGGCAGCAGCACCAGCUUGAGCGGAGCAAGUGGAAGCAAGUGGGAUGUGGAAGGCGAGGAGGAGCUGGCAGAGGAACGGCCCAUCUCAGCCACCUGCACCACCGUGGAGAUGCAUGAGCCACCAUUGCUUGUAGACACACGGCGUUUGAGCAGGGCCAGUAAGUCGAGCAGCAGCAGAGCCAGGUCAGAUGACUUGGCCGUGUAGUGCAAUCACCGCUGUGCAGCGGAGCAGGUGGCUGAAGGCAGAGUGGGCAGGGGACCUUCCCCAGAGAGGCCAGGCCUGGCACGGGUGGGAAGGCCUGGGUUUCAACUUUGAUGCUUGCUGUUUUUGCACUCUGUGAGUUGUAGUGGGGAAAAAUAGCAACGUUUUCUAAUAGGUCAGGGGUGGCCAAAGCGCAGCCCGUAGGCCAGGGGACCAAUCCUGCUCUCUUUAAUGUCCAUGGCAGAUCUCCCAAGGGCAGCCACAGUGGAGGCCUGCAGAGGUAACAGGUGGUGAUGGUAGCAGGUCAAGUGCCCUGAGGCUGACUUUCAUUUGAGCAAAAUGUUCCUAUCCCUACUGCCCACAUGCCUGCCAUCAUCUCCUUCAUGCCCUUGUCUUCACUUCCAGCCUUUUCACAUAAGCUCUGUGUGAGCAGAUGCUAUGACUUAUUUUCUUCCUUUUAAAUCCCGUGUAGCCCAAUGGCAAACAUCAGGAUGGCACACUGCCUGUUGGCACCUGUCAUCUCUCUGGACCAACUUGCCAUAUUAAAGACCAAGGCGACUGCAGUCUCUUCCAUAUAACGCAACUUAAGGAAGCCUUUGUGUUCAUGGCAAAUUGCCAACGUGGUCCUCUUGGCUGGGCAAAAUUUAGGUAACCCCUGUAGUAGAUUUUAUCAUUUUGAGGUUCAUCUUUCUAUUUUUUUUUUUCCUUUUUAUUUUUUAACUCUUGACCUGUUAAGAAGUGUUCGGUUUGACCUUCUAUCCAGUGUUUGCCAACAAUGAUCACAUCAUGUUUGGAAGCCCACAAAUAUAUUUGAGCAUGCUUGAUUAUAAUUUUAGAUGACUUCUGAAAUUGCUUAGAAGAGGACAGGAAUGUAAACCAUACACCUCAGAAAUGAUUACACAGAACAAUUUCUCUUCAGAAAGCAAGGAUUAUGGUUUCAGUGCAUUGUGGCCCUAUAUGUUGCCCAUGGAUAAUCAAUAGGAUGAAGUAGAGCUCUGCAUUUUAGACUAUUAGAUACCAGCUUAAGUUUGUUGGAAGAAAGCUAUUUAGAAGUAAACUUGAGUGCAUAUUUUUAAGUAUUUGAACAUUUAUAGAGUAAUUUUGAUCUGUAGAUUUAGAGCUAAUUGACUGUGUACUUACUCAUUUUAGUUUGAUUUUUGAUCUUACAAGAAAAUGUAAGGGGAAGGAAACUUAACUAAUGGUGACGAAGACCCAAACCAACAUUUCCUGUUAUGAUCUACCCUGUCCCUUAACAGAAAUCUGUAGUGUCUGAGAAGUCUGUAAAAACAGAUUUAGACAAUGUUAUGUUGCAGAAAAGGUGGCUAAAAUAUCUGGGCAACAUGCUGAUGGGUCUGUAUUGACCCCACUGAAGUCACUUGCAGAAUUUCCAUUCAUUUUAACAAGGAGCAAGGUUUGGCGAUGGAACUUGCAGGCCGUAUUCAGUCAGAACUGAAAUUCACAUGGAGUUUUGGGAGCCAGAAUGAGUGUAGAUUUGGGGCCUUCUAUAAAGACUUUAAAAUCCUGCUUUUGAAAAUUGUGAACUUCUCUUAAAAAUGAGUGGAGGAAACUACUGGGUAUUUUUUUCUAAGGUGCAGCUUCCUUUUUAACUGGCUUAAUCCUUCAUUUCAUUGUAACAAAUGCUCUUACAGAAAUUAGUCAGAAUUUUGAAUUCCUGAGCAGGCUUGUGAGAGUUUGGGUACAAAGAAAUGCAGGAUUAGGUUCAACUUCUGUUCUAAGCAAAAUCCAAAAUAAAUGAAGCACAGAGUCAGUCUUUUUGCUGCUGUAAAUUGGAAGUGCUGUAAUUGGAGAAGAGCAACCAAACACACUGGGAUAACCCUUCACAUGUUGGAAGUAUUUGGCCUGGCAGUGCAACCCUUACUCAGGCAAAGCAGGGUCAUCCUGUAGCAAACAGCUAAGUUGCCAGUUACUUUGCUGUUAAAUGUUUUCUGGAAUGUGUUUAUUUUAUUCAACAGUUAAAAUGUUCCCACCACUCAAGCUUGAAGUGGUCUGCUUUUGAGUAGACACAAGGAUUUUCUCUUGGUCAGAGAUGCUGUUCUGCAGCCCCUGGGCAUGCUGUCUCAUGACUUCAUUGACCAGCUUGUAGUAAACCAGGUGAGAAGUCUUUUUUGAUGCCAUUGAUCUCAAGGCAGACACUUCACUGAGAGUCAAUAUACAGUAGUACAGUAAAGACAUCUACUGAUAGUGUUCAGCUUGAAGCAUUCACUCUUGGAUUUUCUGUUAUAAAGCCAUAAAAACCCUUUCUAUAAGAAAGCCGAAAGUUGAAUCCCACUUUCUGUUGUAUCCAUGCAACUGUGCUGAACUUAAUGAAAGUUGAUGAAAUUGCCUCACUGUAAAACAAAAGGCAGAGUUUAGCACUCAAAUAUUAUGGACUCAUUAGUAGAGGUUUGUAGUAGAGGUUUUUUUGAGUUGAAGUAAAUGUCAAAUAAUUAGACUGCUGAAAUAAUGAAAUAUGCAUCUCUGCAUAUUAGUACAUCAAAAUUCAUUGGCUGGAUUUUCCUUUCGUACUUCUGGAGAAUGAAGUCGAAGUCCUUCUGGAGUGUAUUUCCAGACCACCUGGGAAAUGUGGUUUUUUGUUGUUUUUUUCUUUAAUAUUGAGGCCCGAGAGCAAAACUGACUUUCUGUUGAUGGAGCCCUGUAUCUUGCAGUCCUUAACUUAGUGCAGCCCCUACAGAGUGAGUCCUGCAGUACUGCAUCCAUACUGUAUAUAAAAUGAGAGCAGAGAUAUUUUUAACUUAGGAUCAACUGAUACCUUCUGAAUUAACACGUGGUUAGACCUGCAGAGAGCUCAGGUGCUUUUGUGGAAUAUGUGGUAUUUUCAGGCAGAGUAAUUACUGGAAAGAUGUAAAAGAUCUUUUUUUCUCUUUUUUCUUUUUCUUUCUUUUUUUUUUCUUUUUUUUUUCCCCUGUAAGGUUCAGGGGGAGAAAUGUAAGUCUUGUACAACCCGAAGAGAAAUUUGACAGCAGCCUCCACAUCAAAGCAGAGCUUGUCUGAGAAAGCAAAUCUACAACUUAAAGGUUGUGCUUUUAAAAUCAGCUUGUUUAAUUUCCACCAAAUAUUUCUACAGUCUCAAGCUUCUUGGUUAGCUACAAUUCAUUUAGAGUCCACUAAUUGUUCCUUCUUUGAAGCCCAGGUAAUCGUUUGAGCAGAGCUCCCCUUCAGUGCUUACCACUCCUUUUAAUUGUUGUGUCACAUCUGAGAUCAGAUUUGUUGAAAAAAGUCUCAUUAAUGUGGCAGAAUUUUAAUUAAUCUUUACUUAUGAAUUUUCACUGAAUUCACAUACAUGGUAAAGCAGAAGGACCAAGCUCUUGGUCAAAUGCUGUGUUAACAUAGGACUGUAGCUCUUAAUUUGGAACUAAUGGAAAACUUAGGAUAAGAUCUAAUUCUUUGCACUUUGCUUUCCCAAAUAAGAAUUACAGGUAGAAAAUAUUUAGUGUCUAAUAAGACAUUUUCAGAACGUAACUAUUGGCUGGUGUAUCAAAAGGUGAGUGUCACAGUGAUUGAAGGUAUUUGCCCUGUUUUGGUAUUAAAAGCAGAUUAAUUACCCUCCUUCCAUAGUUCUAGGAAAAAUGUACAAACACCAGCUAACUCACAGAACAGACUGUCAGUACUAUCUGAUAAUUUUCAAGUUGUUUACUCUUAUACAUUAAUUAACUCCAAAGAAGGAGCUGAUAGCAAAUAAUACUUUGAUUUAGCUUGGUCAUGCAGGAGUUUGAAAACAAAAUCCUGAAAGACUGUAUUCACACCCAUAAACCAGUUAUUGCAGAAGUGGAACAGAAUCAUGCCUGAUAUUAAGAAAAGUGGGAAAAAAAAAAAAAACCCACUAAUUUUUACUCUUUGAAUAGAAUCACUGUGGGAAGAUUGUUUUGCCUUAAACAUAAACAGAGUUAAAAAAAUAAAGGUUAAGUCAACUAUGAAAAAGAAGAAAAGCAACAACAACAACAAAUACUUUUUGGACAAGUUACAGGUGUGUGAUGAGCUGCUCUUUUUCCAGUAAGACAUCUCACUGUUAAUAACUGACCCUGCUUUGAGCAACAGGGUUGGACUAGAUGGCUUGCAGAAGUGCCUUCCAACCACAGUGAUUACAUGGAACACGUUCACCAAAUCGCUGGUUGCAGAAGUACAUUUUUUCACAACAGUUUUACAAAGAUGUAAGAAAAAUCUAUCUGUACUGUACAUAAAUGCAUGGCUUCUUUGCUGUGGGCACAGAUGUUCUGUUUUCUGUCACUGAGCUUUUUUAAUUAGUGCAGCUGUGAGUUAAUAGAAAACAAAGUCAAGUACAAUUUAAAACCACACAUUUCUUCCCUUUGUGUUUUGAUUAAAUGAAAACAGCCUGCCUGAACCUUCCCUUUAUUGAAGUGGUAUAUUUUUGUCUAUGAAAAUCCAUCUACUGUUUUUUCAUAGAUAAGAAGGUGCUGCUUGAAUUUGUUGAUCCAGGCUGCCAUUGAAAAAAUGUUAACUUCUUGAAAAUAGACAGCAUGACUGAGAAAGCAGAUGAACUAUGUUCUUUUCCAGCCUAAUUCAGAAACCAGUGGUGUGCAAAGUGGUGCCGGGGGUUGAUUUGGCUUGGCAUAUCUGUCAUUUGUGAAGGUGCAUGGAGCUAAUUAAGUGUCUGACGUUUUGCAGCUCUUGAGAUUAUUGCCGAGUAUGAACACCUAACUAAGUGUAUAAUCUGUAGAAUAACUAAAGCAAGCUUUAAAAUUCAGGUCAGUACUUAGAUCCUCAUUCAGUGGCUCAUGGGACUGCCUCAGCUGAUGCAGGUUGUUGCAUCUCAUUGAGCUCCUGUGAGUGGUAGCAGUCUGCAAGAGCAGAGCAUUGAGCCCCCAGGUCCUUAAUAAUUGUUUCAGUACAUACAGUAACACUGUGGAUUUGAACACGCUGGCUUUUUUUCUUUUUUUUUCUUUUUAUUUUUCCUCCCAAAUAUUUUUGUUUCAUUUACUUUGAUUUUUCUUGUGAGAAGUGUGCUCUUGUAAUUUUAAUUUUCUGAAGUUUACAUUCAGUUUUUGAUUUCAGAUUGCACAUUUGGAUGAAAUUGCUUUCUGAGUUUACAUUUGUGCAAGAAUUAAAAGAAUGACUCUAGCAAUAUGCUGAACCUAAAAGAGUUUGUCCUACUCUAACACAGGAACUCUUCAGACAUAAGGCAAUACCAUUAAAUAAAAUGAAACCCGAUCACUGACCUACCAUAACAGUUUUGUCUGCAUAUUUAAACUAUGGGAACUGGUUAUAUAGGGAGAACGCUAUGGAAAAAUACACUUCAUCACAAACAAUUACUACCAAUCAAUUUAGGGUUCACUAUUACUUAUAUGCCUUUUCGUUUGUGUACAAGUUCAAUGACAGAAAUCAGGUGUGGCAUAUGUGUUUUAAGAGCAAAAUUUACAGCUUGGUUGGAAAUUCCAAACAAAAUACUUGUGGAGAAAUACUGCACUGUUUAAGAUAUUACCAAAAAGAUGAAUGUUUUGUUUUCUAGCCAACAAUAUGGUUCUGAGCCUGCAAAUACAAUUUCAUCUGUCAUUUCUACUUGUGCAAAUAAGACCAGUAAAUGUAAUGGGACUAUUUGCAUAAGCAAAAAACACUGACAUGAAAAAAAUAAAUUGCAGAUUUGCAUUUUAAGUUUGUUGCAAGAUGCCAAUCAAAUUCCAGAAGCUUCAGUCCUUGAAGAGUUAUGCAAGAAAUGUGAACAUGCUCUAACAUGGAGAAUAUACUUCUAUUCCCAUUUACACCAUAUCUCACAGUUAAAAGGUUGUAAAGCACCAGAAAGCUUACUGACAGCUUUCUUGUUGCUUACCGGAUGUUUGUCAUCUACAUGACAGAACCAGACAACAAACAUAAUGAAUUUUCUGGACCAUUGUGGACUUACAAUAACAAUAAAAGCAGCAAACAAUUAAAAGUGCUGUCUUCCAAGAAGUGCCUUGUGUAUUAAAUUCUGUAAGAAACAAGUUGAUGUAGAUGUUUAUUUACCUCAAAUGUUUACAAAAUCGUGACUAAAUAAAC